GCCGCCCCCCGCAGCUGCCGGUGUUUGCCCGCCUGGCCCCGGCCGCUGACUGCGAUGCCGCUCCCCGACACCAUGUUCUGCGCGCAGCAGAUCCACAUCCCACCGGAGCUGCCCGACAUCCUGAAGCAGUUCACCAAGGCGGCCAUCCGCACCCAGCCGGCCGACGUGCUGCAGUGGUCCGCGGGGUAUUUUUCAGCUUUGUCCAGAGGAGACCCCCUUCCCGUGAAGGACAGAAUUGAAAUGCCUGUGGCCACUCAGAAAACAGACACCGGUCUGACUCAAGGACUCCUGAAAGUCUUGCACAAGCAGUGCAGCCACAAGUCGUACGUGGAGCUGGCCGAUCUUGAGCAGAAAUGGAAAAAUUUGUGUCUGCCAGUAGAAAAAUUCAGAGCUGUCUUGCAACUGGACCCUUGCGAGAACAAAAUCGAGUGGAUGAAAUUCUUAGCGCUGGGCUGCAGCAUGCUCGGCGGGUCUUUGAACUCCGCCAUGAAGCACCUGUGUGAGAUCCUCACCCUCGACCCCGAGGGCGGGCCUGCUCGCAUCCCCUUCGAGACGUUCUCCUACGUGUACCGCUACCUGUCGGGGCUGGACCGGGACAUCUCGCAAAAGGACACCGAAGCCUACCUGGACACUGUGAGGGGAAAUUUAGAGUCCAGGAAGACGAGCAUGAUCGGCCUUUCGGAUUUCAGCUUCGCAGCGAGGAGAAUCUAGAGGACCGCCGACAGAAGGCUUAGAAGGCAGGCCGCUGACACAGAGCAGAACACGUUUUCAUGUCAGAAUUGUGCUUUUAACCAUCUUGGCACCAAAUACAGCUUGUCUAUUGCUAACCACACGCGGGGUGUUUCCUCCUGGAGGUGACCGAGGGCACCAGUGGGCCCCGCCACCCACUUCCUGGGGCACAGCGGUCCACCUGGACGCUGGGGGUGGGGUGCAGUGACAGAAUCCAGCGCGGUUACUGUCCUGCUGGGCUUUCCCUGUUGCAGGGAUGGUGCCACCUCUCCCUCCAGGUAGGGCCCAGGCCAGGGCACUGUCCCCUGCGGCACAUGGGCACAGCGGUCACCAUGGGCUGGUGCCGGGCGGGUGUUCUCAGACCCAGGUGCUACGCUGUCUGCAGCCAGCAGGCUUUGUGCCAGUCGAUGUCAGAGCACAGGGCUGUGAGGUGGGAGGCGGUGCUGCAGCUAAAUGGGGGUCACGGCGUGGGGGUGCACCCCCAUCUGUGAGGAACUGGACUGUAGGGGCUCUGUGUCCGUUUGGCUAAAACCUAGGUCACCACGAGAAAGUGAUGCAAAGAGCCCAGGCACCUACCCUCUCCAGUGAGUGUCCUGCAGGGCGGGGGAGGGGAGGUCUCUGCUCCACAAGGUCAUUCAGGGCCCCGGCUCUGUCCACCUGGCAGCCUUGCCCUUCCUUGGGGCUCCCUCUCCCCUGUGGGUUACAGUUUGGGGUGGGGUUGAGUCCUCAGGCCCAGACUCUGAAGUGGCGCCCUUGCAUGCAUGCCUGGGGGUGCCAGCAGUCACGUGGCCAGGCCACGCUGCACAGGAGGCUGGGAGGUGGCGUCUCAGGCAGGGUUGUGUGUGCCCCACACAACUUGGUGGGGGAGGGAGCGGGUGGCAGGUGCGGUCACACCCAGCGCCCCCAUGUUAGCUGCAGGGCUGCUCCUCACAUCGCCCCAGAUAAACCGAGGGGAGCCAGUGGGCAAUUCUUAGCACAUGGCUUUGCUUUCAGGAGUGCUUGCAAAAAGGCCAUUGCUUGCAGUGAAGUGGGGGGCAGCAGGUGUCACUCACCAGCAGGCUCCUGCGGGGCUCGGAACAGUCUCCAUGUAGCAAAUCUGAACCCGUCUGGGCCAUAGAACUUUGACGGAGCUGCCUGUUGGCCCGAGGACACGUGGGAAGGAAGGAGACGGAGCGGGACAGGACGGAGGGGCACGUUUAAAGAACACGUGUGUGAGGCCCUCCCUGGGGGCGUAGCAGGUUACAGCACAGCACUGAGAAGCUAAAGCCGCUUCCGUAUGAGUUG
Condylura cristata (star-nosed mole) is the source of this 2013-nucleotide messenger RNA. It is a transcript of the gene ROPN1L, whose product is annotated as rhophilin associated tail protein 1-like. The record is from RefSeq and is a predicted model, not a curated record. The transcript has 5 exons. Lineage: Eukaryota; Metazoa; Chordata; Mammalia; Eulipotyphla; Talpidae. Bases 55 to 711 code for a protein of 218 amino acids.